Corythoichthys intestinalis (scribbled pipefish) is the source of this 5867-nucleotide messenger RNA. It is a transcript of the gene csf3r, whose product is annotated as colony stimulating factor 3 receptor. Gene Ontology annotation, cellular component: external side of plasma membrane; signaling receptor complex. The transcript is spliced from 28 exons. The record is from RefSeq and is a predicted model, not a curated record. Bases 1638 to 4100 code for a protein of 820 amino acids. NCBI's taxonomy places the organism in Eukaryota, Metazoa, Chordata, Actinopteri, Syngnathiformes, Syngnathidae. Gene Ontology annotation, biological process: cytokine-mediated signaling pathway. Gene Ontology annotation, molecular function: cytokine binding; cytokine receptor activity.
AUGCCAGGGAGGACGGAUGUAGUCAACUUCCUCGGCGCUUGGAGCCAAUAAGUCAGCCUUGUUUAAAUAAAAUAAUUUACUCAACGCUGAAAUAAGGCCGUUUGAACAAAUUAUAAGAAGGAAAUUCAAUUUUCUCGUGUAUGUGAACCGGAGGAUUGGAGCCUGCAUCCACCCAAGUUCACAUUAAAAGAAAAACUUCGUCUUGGUUGGGUUUUUUGUUUCCACCUUUCGUUCCUUUCAUUGGAUGUGGAUGAGGAAUUCGAAACUGGAUAAAGACUCUGGAAAAAGACUUCCAACAGAUGAAGAUGGCGAGCUUAUGCCCGGAAACCAACGGAUUUGAAUUUAGACGGACUGUCUGGUUUGAAUUUUUGUUUAUUUUAUUGUAUAUAUUUGUGUAUAUAUUGCCGGCUAAAAUUGUAAAUAGUUAUAUAUUAAUAUAAUUAUUUUGUUACUCAUCUUGACUCCAGUUAUUUCAGUUACUAAACAUUAUUUUCCUUAUUGUAAUCUCCGAGAACCUAGUUCUCAGCCAAAUACGAUUGCAUUCACAACAGAACCCCGUCAUCUCGAAUCGGGAGUUACACCUAUCUGGAGCAAGGAGGGAAUGUUGGCGGACAAGGACUGUAGCGGCGAGAUAAGAUGGAUUUGCGGGAUGUUGAAGUGUGAAAGCCGCUGCCAAGUCUCGCUAUUGAACGCUAGCCCGCCUCAUUUAGUCAGAGAGAACUCCCAGGGAUGCGUUCGCUCAUCUGUACAGGUGUUGUUGACACCGACGCACUAUUUUUCCAGUGCCCACGUGACGUGUUUCCUUUUCUGUUUCCCCCCCUUGCUGCAAAUGCACAGCCAUUUUCACCAGAGCAACGCCCUUCGCUCCCUGCCAUUUUUCUGGAUUUGACUGAUUUUGCAAGGCCCACAGAAAAUUCUGUUCUAUUGAUAUAUAAACAUGGAACCCACCAAAAGAAAGAUUAGACUCACUUCUUUCACGACAAAGAAUACUUUCCUCAGCUCGCCUGUGAGCCGACCCUGCCUGGAAAAGGACUCGCGUCGGAGACCCAGGACGAGAUGAGCGAACAAUGGCUAUUCAGGAGGAAAAGAGGCUUAUAAAACAAUGAUCGACAUGCUCAAUGAUGUUCAUGUCUGGUGACUGGGCUGGCCAGUCCUGGAGGAUCUUGAGCUUCUUUGCCUUGAGGAACUUUGAGGUAGAGAUUGAGUUAUGCGAUGGAGCACCAUCCUGCUGCAGAAUUUGUCCCUUUUUAUGAUUUCUCGCACACCCCAUACUGGAUGUAAAUCCAGACCAUGAUUUUGCCACCACCAAACAUCACUGUUUUCUGAGAGAAUCUCGGAUCCAUGCGGGCUCCACAUCCAUCCUUUUAACAGGCUGUGGGCCUUGGCAAAUGCCACACGUUUUUUUAAUUGUCUGCACCCUGAGAGAUCUGCAGGCUGAAAUAUCAACUGUAAGUACUUCGAGAGGCUCUUCCUGGAAAAUUGGGCUCCACUUUCAAAACAAAACUGUUUUGCUUGAUGGCUGCACGUGGACACAAAUGAGCCUGACUGAGACGUGAUUUUGUCAUCUGUGUCCAGUGCAGACAAGUAAAAUCCCAACUUCAGCGAGGUUUUGAUGUGUGUGGAAUGGUUUUCCCGUCAUGGCGGCCGCGUGGGUGUCAGUGCUCUUCAUGCUGGCGGCCGCGAACGCCGCGGAAAACGACAAUGACAGGCGACCAUGUGCGAGCAUCCACGUUACCAGUUCAGUGGUGACCAUGGGUUCGCCCGUCAACGCCACCUGCAUCAUCGACACCAACUGCUUCGGCAUGGCCACUAUAAGCGGCAGCAUCGAAUGGCAGCUCGGUGACCAGGUCCUUCCCGGCAUUGUUUCACCAUCCAACGGGAGCAUCACAGCCUCUCAACUGGAAAUCCUCUCUUUCAACUACACGAGGGCCACCCUCACCUGCAGUAUCCGGGGCUCGCCCAGCCUGAUCGUCGCAGGGGUGCAAAUUCAGGCCGGAUAUCCACCCUCAGUACCACAGAAUUUGAGCUGUCAGACCAAUCUCUCCUUGCCUGAAAUCCUGACUUGUAAGUGGGAAGUAAACCAACCGGACACUGGCUUACCCACCAACUACACCCUCCACACACGGUUUUGGGAUUUGAAGUGGAACCACACUUACAAGAUACCGCCAGGGGCCCGCAGCUUCACCAUCCCUCGAAGCGGCUUUGUCUUCUUCACCGAUAUGGAAAUCUACGUGAAGGCAGUCAAUGAGCUCGGAGAGACAAACUCGGCGAGCCUCAUUCUGGAACCUGUCAGCUCAGCUAAAUUUGACCGGCCAGAGAUUGCAGAGCUACAAGCGUGGGGUUUUGGAUGCCUCAGGGUACAUUGGAAGUUUUACAAGGACCAGAACUGGAUCACUGAAUAUGUCAGUCUUGAGGUCCGACUCAAGACGGGGGAGAACAGCAUGUGGAACCAGCGACCAACCCUAAACCAGGUGCUGCCCAAAAGGCCUGUGUACCAGCACGGUCUUCUGCACGGGACACAGUACGUCGCCCAGAUCCGAGUUCGAUACCAGCAAAGCCCCUGGAGUGAAUGGAGCAAGAGCCAGUCAGCAGUCACCCAGGAAACCGCUCCUUCUGGAAGCCUCAACACAUGGAUGAGGGUUAUAGGGGAUCACACGAGCAAACAACUCAAUAUGCUCUUAUUUUGGAAGCCAUCGAAACGUUUCCGAGCUAAUAGCCGGAACGUAUCUUUCGUGGUCUCCUGGUUAAAAGAGUCGAGUUGGAAAGGCAAGCUGUGCGCUACGGCCUGGAAUCACUGCACCUUCCAGAUUCCAAGGAAUGCCAGGAAAGUGUAUCUCACAGCUCGGAAUCCUGCUGGGGAAUCUAACCCGACGUCUGUACGGAUCUACCAUCCGAAAGCUGGCAAAACCAUUUCAGAUAUUAGCGCUAGCACUGCUGAUGACCAGUCCGUGCUUGUCCUGUGGAAAAACAUGGUAUCAUCCACUCUGGUUGAUUAUGUAGUGGAAUGGAGACCUCUGUUGAACAGCGAUCUGUCUCUUGUUCAGUUUGAGACAGUGGGACGGAAUCUAUCGAGGCUUGCCAUAACAGGCAGCUUUGAGCCAUACAAGCCCUAUGGGAUCUCGGUGUAUCCCAGAUUUAAGGACGGAAUCGGCCCACCUCUCACUGUUAAUGCCUACUCACUGCAAAAGGCUCCAUCUGAGGUUCCCAAGAUAAGAAUAAAAAAGAACUGGUUGUACCAUGUUGAACUCACCUGGGAUGAAAUACCACUUGACCAGCAGAAUGGGAUUAUUAAAAGUUACAAACUGUAUUAUUGGGAUGAGACUGAGAAAGUGCACGCGGUGACAGGAGACCUACAAGAGCGCAAAGUGGUCCUGACGGGCCUUAGCUCCUCGUCUGUUUAUAGCGCUAUUUUGAUGGUUAGCACACAUGGCGGAAGCCGGAACGGGUCCACAGUUCAUUUUGACAUCAAAGAAAUGGAUCCUGUUGUUUCAGUGGUCAUGGCAGUGGGCAUUUUAACAGUUUUGUGUGUGGUGAUCAUUUUUGGGGUGAAGAUCUGUUACUCCAAAAAUAAUAAGCUUAAGAUGCAUUUUUGGCCCGACAUUCCUGAUCCUGCGAACAGCAGCAUUAAAAGCUGGACUUCCAAAUCCACACAGGAUAUACGAGCUUCACUGGACUUUGAGGAACCCAGUCCGAUCUACCUGUCCCACCUGAGCUUCCUGGAAAUCCCCAAGAAGCCCAACAAGGAAGAAGAAGUCACUGCUUGGUUGAACAACACGGAGGACACCAGCGACCUGGGAGAGUCCAUCUGCGGCUCGCCUUUAAUCCACGACUUUUCAUCAUCCAAUAGCGAUUCGGUGCCCUAUGCCACCGUCAUCUUCCCCUCUCAGCACCCUCACCAGUACUUGCGCUCCGAGUCCACGCAGCCCCUCCUGGAGUCAGAGGAGAUGCCGAGUCCAAAGUGUUACCAGAAUGUGGACGCGUCUGAAGGCUCAGAGUGCUUUUUUGGAUCGUGCGGGCCUGAAGAGGAAGCUAGCGUGGCUGCCAUUCAGUGGGAAGACUUUCCUUUUCUCAGCGCAUUAGCUAUGAAUGACUCUGAGUGAUUGAACUAUGUGAAAAUAGAGUGGUACCUCUACUUACGAGAUUAAUUGGUUUUGGGAGUAGUCUCGUAAACUGAAAAUUGCGUAGGUAGAGACAGAUUUUCCAUGUAAAUGCCCGAAUCCAUUUCAAGCAAGGGCGUUGGAUUGGUCUCAAUAUUGGUAGGGACGAUAUAAUAUCUAGAGCUGAAAGGAAUACUCGAGCAGCUCGAGUAACUCGAGUUUAAAAACUGGUCCGAGUAAUUUUAUUCACCUCGAGUAAUCGUUUAUUUUGACAGCUCUAAGCAUCACGUUUUGCUCGGACUACUUUUAUUGCGGGACAACGCGCUGAUGUCACGUGCGUAGAGGAAGAAGCAAAAAAAACCCCAAAAACUUACUUGCUGCCAACAGCCGCUACAAACGACGCCGACGUUGCUAAAUUCUAGCCCGCACGAUGCUACGUUGAUAGCGGGUAGCGUCUGAUGAGUCUCAUAGAGAUCACAUGUAUGUUGAACUAGAUGCGAAAUGACAGACUCGGCCGCGUCUGGGCAGCGUUAGUAAACAGCCGCCAUCUUAAAGCAGUAGAGCGUUAAGCGCUAAUAAAGAGCGCUAAGCGCUAAUAAAUAAGAUUAACAUUACUGUCACUAGCUCAUGAAACGUUAGCCCUGUGGGGGGCUAGGUUUCUAUUAAUUAUGACCACUUUCGAUGCGUGGCUAACGUGUCUUACAUACAGGCUUUAACAUAACAUAGUGUUGUGGAGUGAUGGGGGUGUAAAAUAAAAACUCAAUAAUGCUAACUAUCAAUUUUAGCUCGGUAGUCAUUGCUGGAUAAAACACCAAGAAGCACUGGUCCCUAAUGUGCUCCAAUACAGCCUGUAUCAUACAUUUAUUUUGAACACUGCAAAAACUCAAAAUCCUAUCAGGACUUACAGUUUAGACUAACUUAAAACUUAACUAGAACUUUAAAAUGGCUUGACACAAAUAGAAAUUCAUUUGAAACGUGGGGAAAAAAUCCUAACUUUUAAGUGAUGUGUGUUAUCAAGCGUAACAGCAUUUUUAGGUAUAUAUAUAUACUGUAUAUAUUUUUAAUAAGAUCUAAGGGUCUUUUAAGUGAAAGCAGUGAAUUAGUCUUUAUUUUUAUUCUAGUUACAUCUGAGAUGCAAUUGUUGGCUGUUUUCAACAAUAUGCAUCGAAAAUAAAGACAUUGACUGAAAAUGGCUCAAGAUUAGAUGAAAUGUCUUGUUUUCUCGUGUAUAUUUAUAAUUGCUUUUCACCUAAAAAUAUAUUUGUUUUAUCCGAUUACUCGAUUAAUCGAUAGAAUUUUCAGUCCAUUACUCGAUUACUAAAAUAUUCGAUAGCUGCAGCCCUAAUAACAUCAUAACCUGCAUGUACACGUUUUACUUUUCAGGUAAAGCACUACUGCAAGCACAGCCAAACUCAACAAAAAAUGAAAGCUGCUUUGGGCUGCUUUAAGACCACAUAAAUAAAAUAAAAAUGAAAAUUGGGGUGGAGGGGGUAAACCUUGGUUCACUACAUUUCUCACAGUUUAAUUAACGUUAACAGUAGAAAACACAUUCAGGAGGACACUCUCUAAGCAGCUAUCUACUCAAUUUUUGAACGUUCGUAAAAUUCACACAGUUUAAUGUUAUGCUAACGCUGAUACAGGUCCCACUUUUAGUAGCAAAAUUAGUGGUGUGUUCCCCACCUUCACAACAUUGAUGUCUUUUUGCAUUACUUACAGUAGCUGCCGCUGGCCGAAAAAAAACUUCUUAUACAGUGGGGAGAACAAGUAUUU